AUGUCUCAUAAUAAUGUUGAUCAUGAAAGUGAUCUAUCAAGAAGACCUAAUCCAAAAGGUUGGACACCACCAAAAGCUCCUUACAAUCCAUAUGAUCCAAAUGAUAUAAGACCAGCAGAAGGUUAUCCAUCCGAAUACCAAAUUCCAAAUCAAGAACCAAAAGGAUUUUCAUCAAUACCCAAAAAGCCAACUCAAUAUCAAAAAAUAAAUGAAACAAUGUCAAGAUUAAAUUAUACAGCAAGACCAAAAUCAAAUAUAUACCCAAAUCAAUAUAAAAUGUUAAGACAAGUGGACACUAAUAAAAAUCUACAUUUUGGAUCAAGAUGGUUUAGUAUCUUUAUAGGUGGAUCAAUAAUAAUAUAUGGUGUAUUUUUCCAAAGAUGGAAUAAUGGUAAAGAAAAUGUAUUUAGUGAUUUUUAUAGAUCACAAUUGAAGUUUAAAGAAAGAAUAAUGGGAGGAUUAUCAGAAGUUGAACACGAUGAUUUAUAUUAUCCUAAUCAAAUUAGUGGUAGAUACUUAAAGAAUGUCAAAGAUGCUCAAUAUAUUAAUGAAGAUAUUAGAAAGACAAAAGAAAAUGAAUAUGUAUUAAAUAGACCUAGUGAAAGACAUAUAUUGGAAGCUGAAAGGAUUCAACAAGAAAAUGAAGAAAAAAUAUUACGAGGUUUGAGUUCUAAAAAUUGA
Molecule: messenger RNA, 681 nt
Organism: Lodderomyces jiufengensis
Lineage: Eukaryota; Fungi; Ascomycota; Pichiomycetes; Serinales; Debaryomycetaceae
Gene: MCU1
Product: Mcu1p
Exons: 1
Coding region: 1-681 (226 amino acids)
Source: RefSeq, a predicted model, not a curated record